This is a messenger RNA of Spinacia oleracea (spinach), 3108 nucleotides long. RefSeq names its product nuclear pore complex protein NUP88. Gene Ontology annotation, molecular function: structural constituent of nuclear pore; protein binding. Lineage: Eukaryota; Viridiplantae; Streptophyta; Magnoliopsida; Caryophyllales; Amaranthaceae. The record is from RefSeq and is a predicted model, not a curated record. Gene Ontology annotation, cellular component: nuclear pore. Gene Ontology annotation, biological process: protein import into nucleus; mRNA export from nucleus; ribosomal large subunit export from nucleus. The coding region runs from base 143 to 2614 and encodes 823 amino acids. The transcript is spliced from 9 exons.
CUCCUCAAUUAAAAAACACACUCUCUCGGGCUCCCUCAAAUCUGCAAAUUCUCCCUCCCUUUUUUUCUCACAAAAACUCAACUAAAAUUAAAUCGGAGGAGAGAGAAAAAACGAACUGCAAAAUUCCCAAAAUCCGCGAAGAAUGAGGUUCAAUUUCGACAUGGCAGAACCAAGCAAUGAGAAGAAAGAGCACAAAUUGAAAACCCUAGCUCUAGCUCCUUCCUCACCUCCUCCUACUACAACUCCAACUGAUAAACAACUUGAAUGGCUUCCUCUUCAAGAUCACCCAGUCUUCUCCCGCGCCGCCGGCGGUGCUGGAAUUUCUUCGGAGAAGCGGUUUCCGACGAAUCUUAUGGCUUGGGACGGAGCUUCUAGAAUAUAUUUUUGGGAUUCUGAGAAGAAUUUCCUUCACCGUAUUUCUGUUCGAUUGGGUGAACCUGAAGUUACUUCUGUCGUCGCCGCUUCUCCCUCUAAGGUGUUGCAAGCAGAUAUUGAGCUUGACUUUCAUGUUACCAAAAUCUCAAUUAAUAGAAAUGGAUCAGCAUUGCUUCUUGCCGGUUCUGAUGGCGUAUGUGGCAUGUACCUUUAUGGAUGCAGUUCUGCAAAGGAUAGUUCGAUUAUUUGCAGGACUGUCCUUGUUGGUUCUGAAGUUUAUGAGAAAAGUAAUAAUGCUAUCCGCAUAUUGCAAGUGGCAUGGCAUCCUUAUAGUGAUACACAUAUUGCAGUUCUGUCUUCUGAUUCGGUUUUCAGAAUAUUUGAUUUGUCUUCUGCUCUUGAUCAGCCAGAGCAGGAGUACUACUUGCAGCCUUUAGAUCCAGGUAGAUCCCGGAAUGCGUCAUCAAUUUGCCCUGUUGAUUUUUCCUUUGGACGUGAUCACUUAUGGGACAGAUUUAGUGUCUUUAUUUUGUUUAGUGACGGCUCUGUUUACAUACUUUGCCCAGUGGCCCCAUUUGGAAGUUUUUUUAUGUGGGAAUCAAUAAUAGAGAUUUACAGUGAUGCACAAACGUUUGUUCAGAAAUCUACCAACUCAACAGCUAGCAGCAAUUCAAGUCUGGCCAUAUCUUGGUUGGAAGCAACAUUUCCCGAACUAGAACAAGGAAAGGAAAUUAGUAACAUAUCAGUUGUGAAGGCUCGUCCUUAUGUGCUAAUAGAUGCUUCACUUUCAUUGCAGGGCCCUCUUCGUAAAGUUUGCCAUGGCGAGGGAGAUGAUCCUGGAUUUCGUGGUGCAGAAUGUGUUGGUCGUGCUGUGAGCUUUCUUUACAACUCAGUUGGCAAGGACUCGAUCUUGGUUACUGCAUGGAGUGGUGGACAAUUGCAAAUUGAUGCUCUGGCUGAUGAAAUUCAACCCCUUUGGCAUACUGGGAAUCCACCUCAUCUUUCAUUUGAUUCCCAAGAUCGCAUACGUGGGUUUGCUAUGAUAUGUGAAUCAAUUGCAGAUCAGUGUUCUGUUAUAAGGCUUGACCAGCCACUUGAUUAUUGUGAUUGGUCAGGUCUUCCACCUCCUCUUUUAAGACUCGCUAUUGUAGAUUUGGCUCUGCCCAAAAUCAGGGAUAGUGACUCACUAAUUUCUAUGUUUAUCGAUCCUCUUAUUUCUGAGAGAAUAUACUGCCUUCAUGAUGGAGGUGUAGAUUCGAUAGUGUUGCAUUUUCUCCCAUUUACACAUCAGACAUGUGGAAAAGAUGAAAUUAUGAAAGCUCCAUCUGUACAUCCAGUUGUAAGUACAUACCAGGGAUCAACAGGCACCUCCUCUUCUCUUUGUGGUUUUGUGGUUCUAUCUGAUUCAUUUGGAUACUCAUGGAUUUCGGGAGUCACCUCUACUCGAGAAUGCAUUGUACUAGAGAUGAAAACAUGGAAUAUUUUGCUUCCUAGGCUUAUGGACAUGGAUAAGACGCCUGUCAGGUUAGAAGAAGCAGGAGAAAGGAUCACACCAGAUAUAAUAAGUAAAGAGCUCCUUGCUGGUCCUCAGAUGGUUAUUGUUCCACAAGGAUCUAACUUGCGAUCAGUUGCUGCUGAUUCUAUUGAAGGCCGAUCGGCCCUGCAUCAGUAUUUCAAGCUUUUCCAUGAGAACUACGUGGAGUAUGCGCAUAAGGUGUACUUUGAACUCAAGCAUCAUGGGCCACAUCUGAAUAAAAUAAUUUGUAAUCUGCAUGCCCGGUUAAGUGAAGUUCAGCAAAGGCUUGUGAAUGUCGAGAAGAAACAGCCAGAACUGGAUGACAGGAUCAGCCGUGCAAUUAAGCGCCAUGAAUUUCUGGAAAACCGCUUGCAUAACUUGAGAAAAUUCCCUGGGAUACAUAAGAAGCCAUUGACCAGAGCUGAGCGCGAGUUCAGCUCAGAACUGGACAGAUUUUCGACUGUUGAGCUGACUGCUUUGCAGUCUUCUGUUGAAGCAUUGAAUGGUAGGUUGAGAAGGUACACCCAAACCCAGUCUCUCAAAGGAAAGAUGCCUAACUACCAGAGGAACACCUCCAGGAAGAAGAAAUUGGUACAAGAUACCCAGCUAGACCAACUAAAGGCCUCACUUGAGAAACUAUCACUAGUAAACAGUGAGAAUUCAAAAAAAGUUAAACUAGUAGAAUCUGCAUUGAAGGAUCGAGAAGAUGAUGCUUCCAAAUGAAAUCAGCACUGGAUCAUAAAAAAGGUGUUGAUUAUGGAUGUGGCCGUCUGUCGGUGUUUUCUAAAGUAAUUCUCGUACAGAGAUUAUCACUACUAGCUCCUUGCUUAAAGGUUAGAUUGAACGAGUUUCAGAUGUUUUGUCCAGCAGAGGCCAAAGGAAAGAUGCCUGUGCAACGCUUGCAAUGGUGGUGCAGUGUGAAGCAUAGAAGAACUAUGUUGUUCCUUAACUGUAAAUUUAACAAGCUCCAUACAUGAAAACGUUGUCACUCUGCUUUGUUGUAAAUUGGUUAUUUUGUGUUCCCUAUAGGAAAUGAUGUCAUUUGGAUACAAGUGUAUUACUAGUGGCUAAAGUUAUUUAACUUACAACUGUAAAAUUAAUCGCUUCUUUUUCUUGUAUUCCAUGUCUCAGGUCAUUUUUUGUUUUCUGGUGAAACUUCCCAGAAAUGUCUGUAAUCACUUUCAAUGGUUGAAGAAAAGGUGAUAUACUUUCCUCAU